GAUCCAUUCACUUUCCAGUGACGUUAAAAACACUUGACACCAUACUAAUGUUGAGGACGUUACAGUAGGCUAGCUAAAAGUUAGCCGAAUGAAAAUCCUUUAAAUAGUGAAGAAUCAUUUUACUCAGCGGUUAAAGCAGAAGAAAAUUUCUUGCAUCCAGAUAAGAGAAAACAAAACAAAUAAAAAAUACCACAAUGAUUACCGUGGAUUAUAAAUUUUUCAUUAUUUUUAUGGCAUCUUGUGUUCCUUCAAAUGCUCACUCUCUGCUGACUGAAAAUAAUGAGACAAAAACCAAGGAUAUCGAUAUUCUCAGACAAUUGUUGAACCAGGAGACUUUAUUCAGAAUAGCUUUGACCAAAGACGUUGAGAACAUAAAACAAUACCUUCUAUCAAAACAAGAAGCUGCAACAAACCAGGAAAAUGACAUUUCAGAAGAUCGCCAAGUAUCGGAAGAGAGAAACUUUAUUAACUCAUCAUUUUUGCAGACUAUUGCAGAGAGCGUCAACAAUCACAAAAUAGAGGAAAUGAGAAAGGAAAUGUCUUUACAUAGAGAACAAUUUUCAAAAUUAUCUGAAAAUUUUACCAAGCUUUCAUCAAUGCUCUUAAGAGGCUUUGAGAGACUUGAAAAUAUGAACGUGACAAGAAACCCGAUGCAAAAUAUUGCUGCGUUGGAUAUCGACGUUCAAGAUAAAAGGUACAAGGACUGUCAAGAAAUUUUGAAGCAGAACAGGAGCCUGAUGAACCAGAAUGGUGUAUAUACGAUUUAUCUUGGGUGUAACACACCACGGAGGGUCUACUGUGACAUGACAACCAAUGGAGGCGGAUGGACGGUGAUACAGAGGAGAUUUGAUGGAUCGACAGAUUUUAACAGAGGAUGGAAAGACUACAAAGAAGGUUUCGGAGAUCCUGACAAAGAAUACUGGUUAGGGAAUGACGCAAUACAUUAUCUGACCGAUAGAAAACAAGACGAAUUAUGGAUAGACCUAGAAUCAUUCUCUGGUUCAUUUGUGUAUGCUAGAUAUUCAAACUUCUCCGUUGGAAGUGAGAAAGACAAAUUUCAACUGUCUAUUGCAGGAUACAUUGGAAAUGCAGGGGACAUGAUGAUAAAAGCUCAUGAUUUGAAUGGAAUGUUUUUUACAACAAAGGAUCGUGAUAAUGACAAGAACUCCGCCAACUGUGCAGUUAAGCAUCGCACUGGAGCAUGGUGGUAUAAUAGCUGUUCAUGGUCAACUCUCAACGGCGACUAUCAAACCUCAAACAAAAAUAACAGGAAAGGUCUGUCUUGGGGAACAAAUUUUGAAAUCAUGAAAUCUGUUAAAAUGAUGAUAAGAUCGAAAUAAAAUAUACGAGCAAACUGGAAAUCAGAUAUAUUUU
This is a messenger RNA of Saccostrea cuccullata (small rock oyster), 1374 nucleotides long. Its product is annotated as ficolin-2-like. Bases 195 to 1340 code for a protein of 381 amino acids. The transcript has 5 exons. Lineage: Eukaryota; Metazoa; Mollusca; Bivalvia; Ostreida; Ostreidae. The record is from RefSeq and is a predicted model, not a curated record.